This is a messenger RNA of Rhincodon typus (whale shark), 2493 nucleotides long. Its product is annotated as eosinophil peroxidase-like. Lineage: Eukaryota; Metazoa; Chordata; Chondrichthyes; Orectolobiformes; Rhincodontidae. Gene Ontology annotation, molecular function: peroxidase activity; heme binding. The record is from RefSeq and is a predicted model, not a curated record. The transcript is spliced from 15 exons. The coding region runs from base 1 to 2493 and encodes 830 amino acids. Gene Ontology annotation, biological process: response to oxidative stress.
AUGGCACCCCUGUGGUUCCUGGGAGUGUUUCUCAUUGACACUUUCCUGUCUCAGACUCAAGGAGUUAAAGAAGAUGUUGCCCUGGGCAGUCCAUUUGUGGAAAGAGCUGUACAUGAAGCCAUGGAACUUGUGGACCAGGCCUAUAAAGUGACCAGAGACCAAUACAAAGAGAAACUGAGAAAAAGGUCCCUGCAAACAACUGACCUUCUGCGUUUCUUUAAGCAACCUCUGGCAGAAACUAGGACUGCGGUGCGAUCUGCAGAGUACAUGGAAACUGCACUGCACAUCAUCCAACGCAAUGUCCAUCGAGUCCACAAACGCUCCCUGAAUGCAUCAGAUUUGUUAUCACCGACUGACCUGGAUGCCAUUGCACAUGUCACAGGCUGUCUAGCUAUACGUCAGCCCCCACUCUGUAAAUACGACUGUUUUACAGACCGAUACAGGACCUUCACCUCUGUGUGCAACAACAGGAGGAAGCCUCGCCUGGGAUCGUCUAACACUGCACUCACCCGAUGGCUCCCAGCUCGCUAUGAAGAUGGAGUUUCACUUCCACUGGGUUGGACUCCGGGCAAAUUGCAUUCUGGAUCUUAUCUGCCACUGGUUCGAAAGGUGUCAAACAAAAUCCUGAAAACAGCCAAUAAAGAUGUGGUCUCAGAUUUAACAAGAAGUCAUUUUUUUAUGCAGUGGGGUCAGUGGACUGAUCAUGACAUGAGUUUAAGUCCUUUGAGUGGCAGCCUCCAGACCUUCAAUGACGGCAUCGAUUGUCAAAAAACUUGUGUUCAGCAAAGUCCUUGUUUCCCAAUUCAGAUCCCUCAAGGUGACACAAGAAUCAAGGACAGGAGUAAAUGCUUUCCGUUCUUCCGGUCAGCUCCUGCGUGUGGCAGUGGUGAGCUGGGCUCAUUGUUUGGAGAUGUCAACACUCGUCAGCAGAUCAACGCACUUACUGCUUUCAUUGAUGUUAACGAAGUCUAUGGCAGUACAGACUGUCUGGCCAACAAACUCAGAAACCUCACUAAUGAACUUGGCCUGUUGGCUGUCAAUAAAGAAUUCUCCGACAAUGGACGAGAAUAUUUACCAUUUAACACCAUUUCAAGCAACCUUUGUGGAAGUAUGGGGGAAAGUUGUUUCACCAGUGAGAACUCAACUCCGUGUUUUAUAGCUGGAGAUGUACGAGUAAAUGAACAGCUAGCCCUGUUAUCGUUACAUACGGUAUUUCUCCGGGAACACAAUCGUUUAGCAAGAGAGCUGAAAAGGAUGAACCCUCACUGGAGCGGAGAUACAACUUAUCAGGAAGCAAGAAAAAUCCUGGGAGCUUUUCAACAGAUAAUAACCUACAGAGACUUUCUUCCAUUACUUAUUGGGAAUGAAGCAAUGCAGAAAUUUCUCCCACCUUAUGAAGGCUAUAAUGAAUUUACCGAUCCCAGUAUCGCUAAUGUUGUCUCAACAGCAGCUUUUCGUUUCGGACAUCUCAUCAUUCAGCCAAAGCUAUUCCGCCUGAAUGAAAAUUACCAGGAACACCCACAAUUCAAAAACAUUGACCUGCACCAGGCUUUCUUCACUCCCUGGAGACUGAUCAGGGAAGGUGGCGUUGAUCCCCUCAUACGAGGAUUGCUGGGCAGGCCAGCCAAAUUGCAAGUACAGGACAAGAUGAUGCAUGAUGAAUUGCGAGAAAGGCUUUUUGAAUUGACCAGCCAAAUAGCCUUGGACCUGGCUUCUUUGAAUAUGCAGCGUUCCCGGGAUCAUGGUCUUCCAGGUUUUAAUGCUUGGCGGAAAUUCUGUGGCCUUUCAGAAGCCAGGAAUCAGCAACAACUUCAAAGUAUCCUCAAGAAUUCGGACUUGACAAAGAAAUUCCUCCAGUUGUAUGGAACUGCAAACAAUAUCGAUGUGUGGGUUGGGGCAAUCGCUGAGCCAGCUGUCAAUGGUGGAAAGGUUGGCCCUUUGUUGGCUUGUUUAAUAGGACAGCAAUUCAAGAACCUGAGAGAUGGAGACAGAUUCUGGUGGGAAAAUCAAGGAGUUUUCUCAGGCAGCCAACGCCAGGCUCUUUCUCAAAUCUCCCUGUCCAGGAUUGUCUGUGACAACACCGGGAUUAAACUUGUUCCUCAGGAAGCAUUUAAGUUCAAUCAGUACCCAAAAGGGUAUGUGGAGUGCAGCAAGAUACGAAAGGUAGACCUCAGUGACUGGAAAGAGGAUGCUCAAGUGACCCCCUGUGGCUCUGUUCCUGUUGUGAGAAAUGCCCAUUUUUCAAUCUGUAGUUUGGCCGUCAAAUACAGCUGUAAAUCUGGAUUCAAGAUAGUGGGAGAGGAUACAAUAACAUGUCUGAGUAAUGGAAAGUGGAACUCUUCACCACCUAGAUGCGUGAGUGCAAAGGUCAAGAUUUGCUCAAAAUGGAAGCAGUUAGAGAAUGGGCACCUGGAAAAGGUGCAUGGGGUUCCCUGUGAGAAUCAAAGUACAGUAACAGUGGACGACAACUUGAUUGGACCAGAAAAAGAUUAA